Trifolium pratense (red clover) is the source of this 1169-nucleotide messenger RNA. RefSeq names its product epoxide hydrolase 4-like. NCBI's taxonomy places the organism in Eukaryota, Viridiplantae, Streptophyta, Magnoliopsida, Fabales, Fabaceae. Bases 169 to 1074 code for a protein of 301 amino acids. The transcript is spliced from 4 exons. The record is from RefSeq and is a predicted model, not a curated record.
UAGGCAUUAAUGUACGUAUACUAGUUGGUUGGUUGUUUGCUAGCUAUUUUCGUUUGAUUAUCGUAUUAUAUAGUAGCAACGCGUACCAAUCAAAAUAUGUUGUACUUUCAUAGAGUUCAUAUUGCUUAAAGUUAAAACAUUGCUAAGAGAAGAACAAAUUAAUCAAACAUGGUGAACACGGUGACACUUAUUUGGUCAUUGGGUAAAUGGACAGUGAAGAUGGCUGGUGUGAAGCCUUACAUGGUGGAGAUAGAGCCAGGUACAGUUAUGAGGUUUUGGGUUCCAUCUGAAACCAUUUCAAAACCCACCAAGCCAGUGGUGGUUCUCCUCCAUGGCUUCUCCAGCGACGGACUUACAACUUGGUUGUCACAAAUCAUCAUGUUAGCCAAAAACUACGCCGUUUACGUGCCAAACUUAAUUUUCUUUGGCGGCUCCACAACUGAUAAGCCGGACCGGUCACCGACUUUUCAAGCCGGGUGUUUGGCGGCAGGGUUAAAGAAACUCGGGGUGGAGAAAUGUGUUGUGGUUGGAUUUAGUUAUGGUGGAAUGGUGGCGUUUCAAAUGGCUGAGCUGUAUAGUGAGCUGGUUCAAGCUGUGGUUGUAACUGGCUCGAUUUUGGCUAUACAAGAGUCUAUGAUUAGUAGUAGUGUAGUGGAAAAUGUUGGGUCUUCUUGGUCGGAAAUAUUAUUACCAUCUUCUGUUGAGGGAUUAAAGUCACUUCUCUCUACUGGAUUAUAUAGAAACAUUCGAUUUCCCAACCGUGUGUUAAGUGACUUUCUUAAGGUGAUGUUCUCGAAUAGGAAGGAGAGAAGUGAACUAUUAGAGGCCUUAGAACUUAGCUACAAAGACAUCAACAUUCCAAAUUUUUCACAGCGGAUACAUCUUUUAUGGGGUGAGAAAGAUAAAAUUUUCAAACUAGAGGUUGCACACAACAUAAAAGAGAAGCUAGGAAAUAACGCAACAAUUGAAGUAAUAAAGAAGGCUGGCCACUUAGUUAAUAUGGAGCGACCCUUUAUUUAUAAUAGGUGUCUAAAGAAGUUUCUUUCGUCCAUUAUGCUUGAUGAAAUAAAAUAACCAUAUUCACAUCUAGGGGUGGACAAGACCUGCUGGACCGAACCAAACCGGUUCACCCGAACGAUUUUUUAUGUCACGGGUCGGUUUUAAAUGGA